AUGGCUAAGUUAAGCUUCACGUUUUGCUUCUUGUGGUUUCUUCUGCUAGCCUCAGUUGUCACCGGAACCCGCCCUCUUGAGAAGACUCCCGUCGGGGUAAAGGUAAGAGAGUUAAGCACAUCUAAUGAGGCGACAACCCCAACUGUAGCAGAUGGUCAAGCUACCGGGGGCAGUGGCAGGCAGGAAAAAUCUCUGGAGAGGUUAAGCCCAGGAGGAUCCGACCCGCAGCAUCAUUAGGGUUUCCUUUAUAACUGAGAGUUGUUCUCAAUUUCUUCCACAUAUGAAUAUCUUAUUAUCAAUAAAUUGGUUG
Molecule: messenger RNA, 310 nt
Organism: Raphanus sativus (radish)
Lineage: Eukaryota; Viridiplantae; Streptophyta; Magnoliopsida; Brassicales; Brassicaceae
Product: CLAVATA3/ESR (CLE)-related protein 2-like
Exons: 1
Coding region: 1-237 (78 amino acids)
Source: RefSeq, a predicted model, not a curated record